CUUUUAGACCCUGGCCAACUAUGGAGUUUCUAGAACUUUCUAUCGUCUUCCCCACAUAGUCCAGUGCGGCCUGCAAGGGUGAAGUCAAGUCAAGAUCCAUCUCUAUCUACUACUGCCUAGCGCACUCAGCUUACCAGUUGUUCCCCAUUCCAUCACGAUCCGCUGUUGUAAGUUAGAACGGAUUGCGCCAGCGAAUUUGCUACAGGUCUUCGCCCGUGUGCUUCCACUAUGGGUUCCAUCCACGAUGAUAUGAAUGUCCACAGCUGCGAUGAUUGCAGACGAGUCAAGUUUCAAAUCACCGACCCACCUUCCAAUAUCCCUUUAUCUUUCUCUUAUAAAGAAGUCCUCACAUAUGCUGGGAAUGGAUGUGGCUUCUUUGCCAGAGCAUUGCGCGAGCCGAAAUUGUGGGACAUGCCCAAGUCUCUUCAGAAAGAUGCAGAGCUACACAUCUCCUUGACAUGGAUUGAUGACGGACCCAGCUUCCAUGAUGUAUACAUUCGGUGGACGCAUCCGACAGAAUAUUUAGAGGAUCAGGAAUUAGAAGACCUUCAUGCCUUCACCGGAAAAGACACCCCGCUUGCUCCGUAUAUCUCGUCGCGACCCUGUGGACUGUUUGUCUUCCAUCAGGAAACCAAAAACAAUGUGAAGCGCUGGUUAGACAGGUGUCAAGAAAGCCACAGCUUUUGUAACAAUAUCACUGAGGCAUUACCCUUCACCGAGCGGCCUACGAGACUUGUCGCAAUUGGAUCGGAGACAAUUCAUCUAGAGGAAAUGAAUACCACCAAUCCAAAGAAUUACGUUGUGCUGAGCUAUUGCUGGGGAGAUGAUUCUAAACGCGAAUGGCACACUACCCAUCAAAACUCCGAGGACUAUCGGAAGCUCAUCGAAUAUGAGACCCUUCCUCAAACCAUAAAAGACGCAGUACACAUUACCCGGGAGCUCGGGUAUGGGUACCUCUGGGUGGAUGCUUUAUGCAUUAUUCAGCGUGGAAACGAAAAUGACAAAAUGAUAGAAAUGCGAAAAAUGGCCAGUAUUUAUCUCGGAGCUUCAGUGGUACUUUCGGCUGCAAGGGCGCGGGACAGCCGAGAAGGGUUCCUUCAAAAUCGGAGACUUGAUAAGAUAUAUAACACAGUCUUCGAACUUCACGCGGAAGUCGAGGGCAAGGGCAAUGGAAUGGAUGCCUUUUUCUUGCAUGAGUCUACAGAAAAUAGCAAAGAUGAACCAAUCGACGAAAGAGCAUGGACUUUGCAAGAACAUUGUUUGGCUGUUAGGUUGCUACGGUUCGGUUCCAAACAGACUAGAUGGGCGUGUCUGCAAAAGGACCCAAAUAUUGAUGGCGGAUGUGAUUGUUCCGAAUCUACUAUUGACCCGAUUGCUUUCACGGGCAAGCUUUCUCGGCGACUUCUAAAGGAUCAUAACGAAAUACCCGACGAGUGGAAGUUUGAUAAUUGGAUGCAGGUGGUGGUUCAGGAAUAUUGCUCCCGUAAACUAUCAAACCCUUCGGACAGACUUCCGGCACUUGCAGCUCUUGCACAUAUGUUUGCCAUAGAAAAGCAUUCAGCCACCAAAAAUUACUAUGCAGGACUAUGGGAGGAAGACUUGCCUAUGCAGCUGCUCUGGCGGCGUGUUGGUCUCGAAGAUUGUGGGAAGGCUGAGAGCAUAGAGAACUCGAAUCCCUCUUGGUCGUGGGCGUCGAUAAGAGGAAAGAUUCAAUACCCUUACCCUCCGUAUUCCCGAGAGCGAAUCACCUUGAGGUACAUCGACUGCCAAAUUGUGCUGAAAGAUCAAAAUGUUCCCUUUGGAGAGCUCCAAUCAGCGAAGUUGACUCUUGACGGUAAUCUGCGAAAGGCAAACUGGGACGGUCACGUUUUAUGUACCCUUCCUUCAGGCGUUGGGCAUAAUACUCUUCGCCGAGCGCUAACGCCUGUCUUUGAUGAACCUGCCAAAAGACUUCCAGGACUCGUCUGGCUUCUACAUAUCUAUUCAAGCCAUUUCAGUUGUGGGUAUGGUCUCAUCUUAGAGAACGAUAAGAACGGCUCAGUCUUCAAGCGGAUUGGCUACUUUGAGGCAGAUCUCCAUUCUUUAGGAGCAAAUUGGUUACAACUCCAUGAUCGGCGGAAGAUCACUAUCAUCUGAAUAAUUAAGAAAUUGUCGCGUAAGCCUGACAUCAAGUGUAUAUUCGGCUCAGACAAGGUGCUCAGAGGUGUUCAGAAGCCACCCGCUGAACUAACCAUUCCAAAAGCUUGAGGGGUCUUGUCCGCAGGACGAAGUACCGCGAUAUUCUGGAUGUGCUUACUAUCACAUGGAGCGAUAUUGAGGCCCCUGAUUUAUGGUAUGGAGCAGCGUACGUAUGAGCAGGUUUGAACUGAUUGAUUGCACUGGUCUCUUCUUUAGUAGAAUUGACCAUAUAUAUAUAAAAUCGUAGAGCUAGCAUAGUUUACAAUUGUUACUCGGAAACCCAG
Messenger RNA from Hyaloscypha bicolor E, 2462 nucleotides. Its product is annotated as HET-domain-containing protein. The transcript has 2 exons. The record is from RefSeq and is a predicted model, not a curated record. Lineage: Eukaryota; Fungi; Ascomycota; Leotiomycetes; Helotiales; Hyaloscyphaceae. Bases 229 to 2136 code for a protein of 635 amino acids.